UCAGAGCCAACGAAGAAGCGCAGGCCGUUCAAGAAGUUUUUCUAUCGUGGGGUUGACCUGGAUCAACUCCUAGAUAUGAAUAUGGACCAGAUUGGCGAACUAAUGCCCGCCCGUAUUCGCCGGCGUUUGAAGCGUGGACUUCGAAAUAAACAUAAGACACUUCUUAAGAAGCUUCGGAAAAGUAAAAAGGAGUGUCCUUUCGGGGAGAAGCCGGCGACGGUGAAAACCCACCUUCGGAACAUGGUUGUCCUUCCAGAGAUGAUUGGAUCAGUAGUCGGUGUUUACAACGGCAAAACGUUCAACUCGGUCGAAAUCCGGCCGGAGAUGCUUGGGCACUAUCUCGGCGAAUUUUCGAUUACUUACAAACCUGUAAAGCACGGGAAACCCGGUGUGGGAGCAACUCACAGCUCACGGUUUAUUCCCCUGAAUUCUGAACAAGUUCUUAAGUGUCUCCGACUGGAAAAGGGCCUACUUAUUUGGGAUGCAAAUAUGCGAAUAGGUACAGUAGACGGGACGAAUUCAAAAUCGUUCAAAGAGAGAACCUCAGAAGGUAUGACUUGGAGAACUGGAGAUAACUCAGUGGUUAAGGUGCGAUUGGUGAUUGGAGUUUCCGUGGUUCGAACCCAACUUCGGCAUCUCGACUGCUCCCGUUUGGGCUUGGGCAACCUGGCAAUAUCUCAGCCCUCAUGCUCCCUUCGGGUGAUAUGGCAGCGAGGUACCGAAAGAGCUGUCACUUUGUCGUGGUGGUCGGGCUUCUGUGCUGUAAUGAUCCUGCGGGCUAUACUGGCUGAAACUCAGUUCCUAAAGCUUCAACAAUCCCAGGAAGGCCAACGGGGAGGAGCCCGCCGAAGGACGCCGAGUCCCCGUACUGCGAAGCCCGGUGCUGUUCAGAAGGCAUCUGCUGUGCGCAGCCGCAUCAGAAGUGCGACAGUGAUAUCCUACUUUCUGCGUCUUCGGGCCAGACCGGCCUUCCACAUCCAAGCGGUGCAGUGCAAUCAACCCAUCUGCCAACCACCUAGCCACUGUUUCGCGUCUCAACCAUCACCCAACAAAAUAAACCAAAAUAAUCACCUAUUAACCUCUAAAGAUCUGAUUCACGUUGCAUCCUACAAUGUUGGUACUCUGUCAAAUUGGGCAAGACAUCUCUUGCUGAAACCUUAUUUUCUCUCUUUAUCGAUGUAUUUUGUGUCUCUGAAACACGCAUACAAGACCCCACUCCAGUCGUGCUCCUCAAGACGCUUAGGACAAGCCCAGAUGUUCCACCAUUCACUCUUUGGGCAUUCGGUGAUCCUGAUGCAAUGGCCCGAGGUGUCUACGGUGUGGUGGUUGCACUCAGCCCCAAGGCUGAAAGCGCCUUACUGGACUGGAUCCCAGUACACAUCUUUGCACGGUGAACGGUUGUCUGGCUCAAUUAAGGAUAACGCAGGUCGAUGUGGUAAAUGGUGUUUGGUUGUCGUAUCAGCAUACGUCCUAACAGAUAGCAGUUCUGAGACUGAGAAGGGCGAGUUUUAUCAAGAUCUGUCACUAUUGCUACGGUCGGCACGAAGGAUAGAUAUAGCAAUCCUGGCCCUUGAUAUGAAUGCCCAAGUUGGACGACUAAGUCCGGAAGAAGCACAAUUAGGUGGUACGGAUAAUGGAGAGCAGCAUCUUCAGUUGUGUACAGAUCAUCGUCUUUUCUUGGCCCGUACUAAUUACCAACACAAACGCACACAAGUAACCGAGUUACUUGGAGACCACCAACCACAGUCACCCCAUUGGACCAUAUGGUUAUCAGUUACCGAUGGAGAUCCUCGAUUAAGGAUUGUCUCCUGGGGCCCGCUUGCACUUGGCUUUCCGCCAGCACUACGCGUGCCGAAAGAGAGCAGCUCCGUUCAUCAACUUCGUCAAGUUUCGGUAGCUGAAGAGUAUCGAGCUGAUCUGGCUGGAAAGCUACGAAAAAGACAGUCAUGUAGACGACGAAGAUUGGAGGAUGAAUGGAGGCGAAUUAAAGGAACUAUGCUCCCAGCUCUCAGGACUGUUUGUCCAACCCAUCUGACUCGACUAAAUGAACGCUGGAUAUCUUCGAGAUCAACAGAUCUUAUUUCUGACAAAAAGGCCACGCCAACAACUAGCGACUACAAGCUGGAGAAGGCCUCCACUGCAGGCAACAGCAGUGCACUGUUUCAACUGAUUCGAUCAACGGGUCAAAAGAAGGCGGAUAUCAGUGAGACAACAUGCGAAAAAGACGGAACUACAAUUCACUCAAUCGCCGUCUUGAGUGGUGGGCUGAGCACUUCCAAGAGCAUUUCACUUGGUCUCCUUCAACACAAUCUCUGGAAGAACCAAGCGUGGAACAUUGACACCAACCCACCAUCAGCAACCGAAAUCUAG
This is a messenger RNA of Opisthorchis viverrini, 2370 nucleotides long. RefSeq lists its product as hypothetical. Gene Ontology annotation, biological process: translation; ribosomal small subunit assembly. The coding region runs from base 76 to 2370 and encodes 764 amino acids. The transcript is spliced from 12 exons. Gene Ontology annotation, molecular function: structural constituent of ribosome; RNA binding. The record is from RefSeq and is a predicted model, not a curated record. Lineage: Eukaryota; Metazoa; Platyhelminthes; Trematoda; Opisthorchiida; Opisthorchiidae. Gene Ontology annotation, cellular component: ribosome; cytosolic small ribosomal subunit.